Messenger RNA from Suillus paluster, 1201 nucleotides. Its product is annotated as glycosyltransferase family 15 protein. The record is from RefSeq and is a predicted model, not a curated record. Gene Ontology annotation, molecular function: alpha-1,2-mannosyltransferase activity. Gene Ontology annotation, cellular component: membrane; Golgi apparatus. The transcript is spliced from 12 exons. Bases 1 to 1137 code for a protein of 378 amino acids. Gene Ontology annotation, biological process: protein N-linked glycosylation; cell wall mannoprotein biosynthetic process. Lineage: Eukaryota; Fungi; Basidiomycota; Agaricomycetes; Boletales; Suillaceae.
AUGCGUUAUAUCUUGCUUGCCUUGGGUGUAAUUAUUUCUAUUCACUACAUUCUGAGCUUUACACAUGAAGAAUACGGAAGGGCGACAUCUAUCUCAACCAUUGCCGGGCAAUUCACUGGCCCGAAGUCAAAUCCUCCCUACAAAACACCUGUACCAGACGAGUACUACAAGGUUGACGAACCCAUCGCCUUACAAGACCGUAAAUCGAACGCCACAUUCGUCAUGCUUGUACGGAACUCCGACCUUUCCGGAAUCAUGAGCAGUAUGAAGCAAAUCGAGGAUAGGUUCAACAAGAAGUUUCAGUAUCCUUAUGUCUUCCUCAACGAUGAGCCAUUUACGGAGAGCUUCAAAGAGCAUAUACAAGCCUUAACCAAUACCACGGUUGAAUUCGGCGUCAUCCCACACGACCAGUGGCAUCAACCAUCGUGGAUUGAUGAGGAGCGAGCAACAAAAUCGCGUGAUGAGAUGGUUAGAGACGGUGUGAUCUAUGGAGGCAGCGUCCCAUACCGCAAUAUGUGCCGUUUUAACUCUGGUUUCUUCUACCGACAUGAGCUCUUACAAAAGUACCGAUACUAUUGGAGAGUCGAGCCAGACGUAAAGCUCUUCUGCGACGUGGACUAUGACCCCUUCCUUGUGAUGCAAGACCAAAAUAAGGUGUAUGGCUUCACCAUAUCACUGUUCGAAUAUCAAUCUACUAUCCAAACACUAUGGACCACUGUAAAGUCUUUUAUCAAUUCUAACCCUGGCUUUGUGUCUCCUGACAACGCGAUGGGAUUUCUCUCGGAUGACGGAGGAGAAUCAUAUAAUCUAUGUCACUUCUGGAGCAACUUUGAGAUCGCAGAUCUUGACUUCUGGCGCAGUGAAGCAUAUUCCAAGUUCUUCGAAUUCCUUGACGAGCAGGGUGGAUUCUAUUAUGAACGUUGGGGAGAUGCACCAGUUCAUAGCAUUGGAGCCGCACUCUUCGCGAAGAAGGAACAGAUUCAUUUCUUCAAUGACAUCGGGUAUCGACACGAACCUUUCCAGCACUGUCCGCAGGGAGAAUUGAAUACCAAAGGAAAAUGUUGGUGCGACCCUAGUCAGAAUUUCGACUACGAGUGGUAUUCAUGCUUGAACAAAUACGAUAGGAUGUUCUCGUAGACCGAAACAUCAUGCUGUCACAGUAAUCUACUCCGCAGUGGGCUAUAUGUUCCUACGACACUGU